UCUUCACACUUCAUGGAAUAAAAGUUUAGGAAUAACAAAAAUGACAUUGUAAGUGGUUAUAUUAUAGUAUAAAUAUGUGGGAUUUUAAAUAGCACUUCAUUCACCGACACCCACUGAGAAACUUGAACCUUCCAAUGAUUCUUCCCUCCCAAUCUUUCAAUUCUAGAUUCUAUAAUAAGCUCUCACUUUUUGCUUCCAUUGCUGCCACUUUUCUACUCCCAAAACCUUAUCUAUAUACACAAAGUUAUAUGCCCGUUGUUUCUAUUAUCUAAAGAUCUUCAGUUUCUGUGUGUAUAUAGUUAAUAAUGUAAGGGGGUGAGUAACUGGUAUUUCGAUGAAGAUGGGAUUGAUUUGGUUCGAAGCAAUGGCGAAAAGGGUUCCUAAAACGAUGUUCUUUGGUCUCCAAAUGUCAAUAGUUUUACUCGUGGGUGGAAACCACACCUCCUCCAGGUUCUGUACUCGCUAAUUUCUUUAGUUUCUGUUUCACUUUGGCUUAAUUUCUUGUUAGUUUUCACCAUAUCUGUGUGAGAUAUCACAGCUAGCUUUCUUGAUUUGAGAAAUUCCCAAGGCCUGAAAGCUUUUAGUUGAAAGAAAGAAAUGAAUUUGAAGGACUUGAAAUUGCAAAUUCUUCGUUCGUUCAUGAGGCGCUUGCUCCUCAAAAUAUUCAUGUUUUGGGCUGCUCUGAUUGCCAUUUCGUUUCUUCAAAUUGCCACUGAGCUUCGAAAGCCUGAGCUCUUUGGGUUGAAUCCUUAUUUCAAUUUCACCCUGCUUCCCAAUCCCAUAUACAUUCCUCUGUUUGGGAUGUCUGUUGCUUCGCGCAUUGAGAACAAAAAUUUGACAAAGAAUGUGUUUAUGGAGGUGAUUGGGAAUGGUUUCUUGGAUUCAAAUGCUAAGGCGUUGUGCGUUGGGGAAGGCGCUGAUGCAGCCGUGUUGGCAUUGCAGGAAUUAGGAUUCUCUGAUGUUUUUGGCAUCAAUGUACACCCAUCUUUCUCCCUUUUGAGGAAGAAAUUUGUGUAUGAGAUAGAGUUUGAGGAUAAUUGUUUCGAUUUUGUGUUCUCUAGAGCUCUUGAUAGGGUUUCUGUGCCAGCUCUUCUUGUGCUGGAGAUGGAGCGCGUUCUAAGUCCAGGAGGCACCGGUGCUAUGCUUGUUGGUGCCAGCAAUUUCUACUCGGCUGCUAACUUGGUUAGGUUAGCCACUCCUGUUUCGUCGUUCUUGAAGAGCUCUGAUGUUGUGCAUGUAUGCAAUGUUGGCUCCCUUACUCUUGUGUUGUUCAAAAAACGAAUCGAAGGUGCUGUGUCCUUUGAGCAGUUUCGGCUUCCUGAUCAUUGCCCUGCACUUGUGAACAACAAAGCCAUCAUGUGCCACAUUGAACCUCUUGCCAACAAAAAGAGUGCACGAUUUAGACCAAAAAUCUCUUACCUGCCCGGUUUCAUGAAUAUCUCAUCAAGAAACAGACUAGUCUACUUGAAUGUUGGUGCGGGGGAAUUUGUGGAAACCACUGUUAAAACAGUGCUAAAGCCUCAUUACCCUAUUUCCCACUUGGAUGUUUUCGUCGUUGAUCACAAUGUCUCUGCCCUCACUUCGUAUGUAAAGACUCCCGGUGUCACAUUUGUUUAUCAUCCAACACUGUCAGGAAAGGAGGUUUCUUUGCCCAGUGAUGAUGAGGAAUUUGUUGGUGCGCCAAUGGAUGAAGAAAAAGGGUUUGAUUUUGCUCAGUGGUUCGGAGAAACUGUAAGCGAGGGAGACUUCGUUGUCCUCAUGAUGAAUGCUGGAGAAGCAGAGCUGCAGAUUCUUCGCGACUUGUUCAAAACUGGAUUGAUCUGUCGUGUUGAUGAACUCUUCCUUCGCUGCUCAGACACUGCAGGGCAGGGAGACUGCACCAGCCUACUAAGGAGCCUCAGAAACAGCGGCGUCUUUGCUCAUCGCUGGUGGGGAGAUUAGACAUCGUGUUUAGUUGUGUGAUCCCCUGAUAUCUUAACCCAACUUCUUGCUUCAGUUUUGUUGGGUAGGGUUGGUGAAAAGUCAAGUCCAGGUGGCAUCCUAAUAAGUUUAUUGUGAGAAAUAAUGUGAGGGAUAUAAUGUAGAUUCAAUAUGUAAUGUACCACCCUCUUCUGUUGAAGUGUAUCUCAUAUAGUACACAAAAGUUGCAGUGUGUGUGUAAGUUCCUUGAUCUUACAUGCUGCAAACCUGCAAUUGAUAUUGUGUAUUGCUAUUUUCAGUAUUUUGCUGUUUUUGGCAUAACUUGUUACAUGUUGUGUUUGGUGCAAUCUCAGGUAAUGUCUCCAAAUAAAGCAAUAGUAUCUCCAAAUAAAGCUCACAUUGCAAAGAAA
Ipomoea triloba (trilobed morning glory) is the source of this 2330-nucleotide messenger RNA. RefSeq lists its product as uncharacterized. Gene Ontology annotation, molecular function: S-adenosylmethionine-dependent methyltransferase activity. Bases 598 to 1941 code for a protein of 447 amino acids. The transcript has a single exon. The record is from RefSeq and is a predicted model, not a curated record. NCBI's taxonomy places the organism in Eukaryota, Viridiplantae, Streptophyta, Magnoliopsida, Solanales, Convolvulaceae.